Neopsephotus bourkii (Bourke's parrot) is the source of this 3473-nucleotide messenger RNA. RefSeq names its product family with sequence similarity 149 member A (gene FAM149A). The transcript is spliced from 14 exons. The record is from RefSeq and is a predicted model, not a curated record. The coding region runs from base 16 to 2145 and encodes 709 amino acids. NCBI's taxonomy places the organism in Eukaryota, Metazoa, Chordata, Aves, Psittaciformes, Psittacidae.
CCGCCCGCCAGGGCCAUGAAGGUGGCGGCGCUGGAGCUGGGCGCCCUGCUCGCCAAGAUGAGCCGCUCCCCGGCCACGCCGGGCCGCGGCCCGCGACACCUGUCCGGCGGCUGCGGUCCGGGCAUGGCAGUGCCGUCGGGGGGAGAGGGCGGUCGCCCACCGCGCUCUGCCCCUGCCGCGGCGGACAAGGAGCCCGGGGGCCGGGCGGGCGCCAAGGCCCUGCUCGUCACCCUGCCCGAUAUCGGGGAGGAGGCGGUGAUGGAUGAAGAGAGUGACGGCCGGGAGACAGCCGGCAGCCCGCAGCGCCCUGCGAGGGGACUGUCCAGAGGUUCCACAAAUCAGUGUCUUUCUGGAAAAAGUGGAGAGUCUCUUCCAGCAGUUUUUGCGAGAAAUGUACAGGAAGCCAUCAACAAUUAUACUUGUGAAACACUUUCAUCAAUUACAUCUAGUGGUUGUACAACACCCACAGACCUGAAUAAAUCUUGGUUUGGAAUAAAGAGCUAUACUACUGGUUUGUCUACCGAAAGUUCAGCUUACUCCUGGAGGGAUGACGAAUUUGAUAAAGCCAACACGCAGAGAGUGCAUCAGUUAUUUUGGGAGAUUGAUGAAAUGCUGUUUGAAGGAAAAGUGACCUCCCAAACAGAGAGCCUGCAGGCAGAAUGUGCAGACUGGGUUGAACAAUUUCCUCAUCUAAGGGUUCUAGGAAAGCAACUCUUGUUGCCGAAAGAUGAAGGCUUUCAGCAUUUUCAGAGCAGAAGUGAUACCCAUGUGGAUACUAAGUGUUUACCUGGCCUUCGUGAAUGUACUAGUAGCAUAAAGGAGCUCUGCAUUUCAGGUUCUAAACUGAUUUCAACAGCAUCUCCAGUACAUAAAUCACUGGAUUCAAGUUCCACUGGGAUUUCUGCUUCUGACUCAGCCAUAUAUUCAUUCCUGGAAGAAGAAAUCUAUGAUGUGGAUGGAAAAAUAGAAGAAUAUCUUGCUUUUGACAACAAGGAGCUUGAUGAUGAGAGUUGGGAACAAAAGAAAAUGCGCCUCGCUGAGAAGAGGAGUAAACGUGGCAUUCCCCCUGUUUCUCCCAAUGCCUGUAUCAAAGAUGCUGUGGCUUCUGAGGUUUUUGAUUGUAUCUGGAGCAAUAUAAUUGGAAUAUUGGAGGAACUGAUUAAAAAAAAUUGGGACACUAAUGUCACAGAGUGUGACAAACAGGUGCAAAAACUGAAAGCUGUUACAGCAAAAUUGCCACAUUUGCCAGUCAUUCGUACUACGGCAGAUGCUGGGAAUGUUCCUCUUUCCAUAGGCUCUGAAGCACAAAGUGUAUCCUUUGGAUCUCAUUUUGUUUCCUCACAGGUUCACCGUUUCUCCAGCAACUUUAGUGAUUUGAAUGGUGUGAUGACAAUUCAAGCAAAACCACUCCAACAGAGACAUGUUGCCACAGUAGAAAAAAUACAGAAUGAGCAAGAAGACAAACAGCAUAGAAUUGGCUCUAGUGCUCCAAAUUCAGUGCACGCUAGAUUGGGGAGAAUUGCCCGUAACAAUGUUCUCUCAUCAUCUCGGGUACUGCUGGCACCUUCUAGGAAGCUACCAAGCCAUUGUAGGUUACCUUCUGUCACUUCUGACCAACUCUCCUCAAAAGCUCCUAAUAUAUACAAUGAUGAAAUCCUUAGGGGGACUAAAUUGGGUGCUGGCUCAGAUCGUUUAUCUUCUGCUCGUUCAUCUAACACCCGGAACAAAUUACCACCAAUAAACUCAGAGGCUGUUGAAAAAUGUCUUUCAGUACCUCGACUGCAACAGAACUCUCAUCGAGGACGAUAUGCUCGUAGCAGAGUGUCAAGUGCAGUGCCUGGCAGUAGAGAGCAACAGCCACUCAGAGAAAGAACUGUUGUUACUGAUCAAUUUUCAAGGCCCAACACAACUCAUACAUUCAGGACAGGCACACCUCAGAAGAGAUCACUGACUCCCAUGGAUUUUGCUAACCACAGAGGGACAGGUCAACGAUUUUUAAUAGGCAGGCAAAGUAAGAACUACUUGGAAGGCAAAAGGCCAGCAAAACCUAUUAACCCACUGUAUAGUCAGGAAGCACUCAGCGAGAGCCAUCUUGGCAUCAAAGAACAACAGGCUUACAGCAUUAGUACAGAUCCUUUCAGAUAAAUCCUCCAACCUCUAGGAAGAGAUUUCAGACUGCUUCUUAACUCAUUUUAGGAAGAAACGGAACCUUUCUGCACUGAAUGGAAGAUUGAACUGCUAAAUUUGCCAGCUAGUAUCUUGUGUAACAAAGAACAUGUGCAGUAUGCUGGUUUCUGCUGAGCCUUUCAAUUCUCAGGAUGCCUGCUUUGCCUUCUUUAAAAGCUGUUUGACCAGAGGUUAGAUUAAAAAUCAGAGCAAAAUGAAAUAAAUGGUUGAGGUGUCCACUCUGCAGCGUCAAGAUGCUGCUACUGCUGCACUUUAUUCUCAGGCAUUCCUCCUUUUUCUAUCCUUCCUUAGGGAAUUAUUAUUCUUCCCAUAGAAGCAAAUAAGUUAUGUUCAGACCAUGAAGUUCUGUUCCCACCUUUUCGUGUUUCCUCACUGUUCAAGAUGUUCUAGUCUAUCCAAAUAUCAGUCAUACAUAAAAUAUGUACUUUUAAGCAGUAGUUUGCGGUAUAUUAUCUUAACUUCUGUUUUAGCAUUACUCCAUUUUUCAGUCUGUCUACUUACUGCAGUGGCUUUCUUGUAAAUGUUGUCUAUCACAAAUUUUUCUCCUUCCUUUAAUUCUUUUGAGAUUAUAUUAAUUCAUUGCUUCUACUUAUGCUGUUCUAAUUGUCAGUUAACUAUGGGAAUUGCUGGGAUAAACUUUGUUUAUAGGAAGUAAUGUUUUACCUGCUAGGCCAAAUGUAUUUGUAGAUGCUGAGCAAUUGAACCUGCGUACUAACAAGUUGGUAAGACUGUUCCUACUUGUUCACAUUCCAUAUAAAAUAGUGACUGUUACUUGGCAAAUUAAUCACAUUUUGAAAUAUCCAAGCCUUCAAAGUUUUAACAGAAAAAUACGUACUUAACUGAUGAAAGCAUUAUUUUGUAUCUCUUUGUGUAGACCCAGACAGGAAGAUCAAAGAGGAGACUGGGACUGCAUUCUUCCCAAAGAUCACAGCCCUGAUCAGGUCCCUGGCUAAUAGCACUGAGUGCAUUCACAGUCAGGAAUUCCUCUGCCCAUCAGAAAGACAGCAAUUUAAGUAGCUGUGUUUAAGAGCUGUUGAAAGGGAAAGGGAGGAGAAGAAACAAUUAUUUGCCCAAAUUGUGCAGUUAAGAACAGGAACAGUUUCUUCUGCUUGGGAACUAAUACUGGUUCUCCUCAGUGCUUGUUAUGAAUUUUCAAGCAUUGGUAAUGAAAGGAAAAGCAUCUGUAAUGUAUGUUUUAUUUCUGUACUGUUAAUCAGAGUUCUGGUUUUUGUAAAUGGUCAUCAAGUGAUGCAUUCUUUUGAGUAAAUGAAAGCAUUUUGAAAUUA